ACCUUUUUUAUUGUGAAGUGUAACACAGGAAGAUGGAUAAACAUAAAUAAUACAGCUCAAUAUAUGAUCACAAAGCAAACAUCCAUGCAGUGACCACCCAGAUUAAGAGCUAGAAAGUUGCCCGCCCUCUGGAAAACUCCUUUUGCUGCCUUGCACCUGCUACCCAUCCCAUCCAAAGGUAACCACCGUGGUAACACCUUACACUACAGACUCAGAAGAGCAGCAAGAGCAAUAGAUAUGGAAUUUGAUAUAUACAGGAGGGAAAAUAGAACUUGCUUGUAGGAAAUGAAACAGAAAGAAAGAAGAACUAGGGAUACCAUUGUCUGAGUUUGCUUUAUGGACCAUGUGCUGCUAUGUAUGCCUGAAGUACUUGAAAUGCAAAUUUGGAGAGACUUUGCCAUCUAAAUGCUUGGCUGGAUUAAAGGCCUAAUUAGGAUGAUUUUUCAACAGGUUGGAAGCAUGCAAUCGGUUCUUUGGUCUGGGAAGCCAUAUGGGUCAUCUCGGAGUAUUGUAAGGAAAAUUGGUACCAAUUUAUCUCUGAUCCAGUGUCCAAGAGUUCAGUUUCAGCUGACCAGCCCUACGACAGAAUGGAGCUCCAGCCCUCCGGGAGAGGAUGCAGUGGUGUCUUUUGCUGAUGUGGGAUGGGUAGCUGAAGAAGAAGGAGAGUGUUCAACAAGACAAAGGAUAGAGGUCCGGUCAAGGCCAACCCUUCAGGAUGAUCUUCCUUUCCUUGAGAAGCCCCACAGUAGGCAGCCAUCCUUACCCACCCUGUCUCCAGAAGAGCCUCCGGUGCAGACCUCAACACUGGCCAAUGAGGAAGCGCUGCAGAAGAUCUGUGCCCUUGAAAGUGAGCUUGCUGCCCUCAGAGCUCAGAUUGCCAAGAUCGUGACCCUCCAGGAACAGCAGAACCUCAGUGCAGGUGACUUAGAAUCCACCAGGCCUGCUGCCACAGCACCACCCUCAGUCCCGCCAGCACCCCCGUUGCCGCCCCCUCCGCCUCCGCCUCCCCUCCCACCCCCGGGGCUCCAGCAGGGCACUUCUGCUAUUGAUCUGAUAAAAGAGCGAAGAGAGAAAAACGCCUCUGCUGGGAAGACCCCGGUCAAGAGCAGUCCAAAGAAAACAGACCUGCCCAACAUGCUGGAGAUUCUAAAAGACAUGAACAGCGUGAAACUGCACUCAGUAAAAAGGUCAGAACAAGACACAAAGCCCAAGCCGGCAGAUGCCGCUGACCCCGCUGCCCUCAUAGCAGAGGCGCUGAAAAAGAAGUUUGCUUAUCGGUAUCGAAGCGAUAGUCAAGGUGAAGCUGAAAAAGGAAUCCCAAAGUCUGAAUCAGAGGCCACCUCCGAGAGAGUGUUGUUUGGUCCACACAUGUUGAAGUCUACUGGAAAAAUGAAGGCUUUAAUUGAAAAUGCUUCAACUUCCUAAUAGACAAAGUGCUGAGAAAGACUAUAUCUGAAGUUCAGCUGUUGGUUUAUUAGGGCUGUUCGGCUAGUAGAUAUCAACACUGUUUGUUUGGUAAAUACCUGAAUUUAGUACUUAUUAGUGGUCUCCUUUUAGGUCUCACUAGAGGAUGAUGCAAUAACAAAAGCACUCUAAGUUGUUUGCUUUUAAGAGAAGGUCAGUUCUGAAGUUUUCCAUAGCAUAUGUACAUUCCAGCAUGUUUUUAAUGUGUAGCCAAGAUGUUUAGGUUUCCAGUCUGGAAAACAAUUACAUAGAUUUCAGAACAAAGAAAGGACACUUUGUAGAUGUGAGUUUUUAAUUAACACUAAUUUAUCUGUACACAUAUUUUAUAUGCAUGUAUUUGGAUAUACAACAGGACAUAAGAUUUAGCAAUGGCAGUGACAAGGCUGCUGGUAAUCAUUCCUGCCCAGUGAUGGAGCAGCUGGUAUAUCCAAAUUGUUGAAGUGAAAUGUUCGAGUUUGGAAUUUCUUCUUGCCUUGAACAGAACUUUUAGAUUCUCUCUCACAUUUUCUUGGAGAUGGGGUUUGAGUAGGAACCAGAUAAUGUUCGCUGCUGAAAUUCCGUAAUACUUUCCUUUAAAGGGAAGUCAGGGAUCAUGAAAACUGUUUCCACCUCAGUGCCAUCCAGUUCUGAGGAAGAAACGUAGUUUUCAAUAGUGAGCAAUCAAACUAUUGAAUUAAAUCUGUUUUAAAGUAAAAACUAGAAUGUACCAUCUUUUUCUUUCAGUUUAAUAAAAUGGCAUAUCAUAAAGAUGACUUCUUGCUAAGUUAACACUUCUGGAAAUGUCAGCAUAAUGUAGUUAAAAAUUUUUUCAAAUACUGGUCAAAAUAGUAGCUUUAUAAUGAAACACUGAAUAGGUGACAAUUUCCUGUAAGCUGCUUAUCAUCGGUCAGACUGCUGUUCUGCUGAGCCCCAGCAUGUAGCAGCAUAACCCGUAGGUGCUGUCAGGAAGUGGAGAACCGCCUUUCUCAUCCAGGACUUCUAAGGAAGUCUUCAUUUCUAAAUGCUUCAUGUAUCUUCAUGAUUUUCUAUACUUCUGUUAAACUCAGCUAUAGUUAUCCAGAAUCUCCUACUGUAAGUACAUAGUUGGACUUAUUGUUUAAAUCUAGUGGGGAAAAAAGUUCCACUUCCCAGGGCAAUUAGGAGAUAUGAAGACAAUACAUUCACUUUUAAGUUAUUGAAACUAUGUGCAAUGUUCUAAAUGAUAGCAGCUUUUCAUGGUUUGGCUGUUUAGCUUAAAUUUGAACUGUGGCUUUUACACAUGUUGUUGACAUACAUUGUUUCUAAUUGUUUUCUAUGGUUUAAAAAUUCUGCCUUUAAAAUAAAUUCAGGAAAUUCACCUGAUAUACUUAAAUAUUUCUCAGGAGGUCAAAAUAUUUGUACCAAUAAUUGAACCUUUAGCCAGUGCUCCAAAAUAAGGAAGUUACUGUUUUGAAAUAAAGCAACUUUUCUUUUCCUUGGA
Messenger RNA from Cervus elaphus (red deer), 2923 nucleotides. RefSeq names its product mitochondrial fission regulator 1 (gene MTFR1). Gene Ontology annotation, cellular component: mitochondrion. The transcript is spliced from 9 exons. Bases 406 to 1425 code for a protein of 339 amino acids. Gene Ontology annotation, biological process: mitochondrial fission; aerobic respiration. The record is from RefSeq and is a predicted model, not a curated record. NCBI's taxonomy places the organism in Eukaryota, Metazoa, Chordata, Mammalia, Artiodactyla, Cervidae.